AAAAAAAAGGAAGUGUUUCCUCUUUAGCCGUCAACGCCAGGCAUCCUGCAGUCUUUCUCUGUAUUCGUUUUUGUCAGUGAGUCCUUGAAGAGAAACAUUAACCCAGACCGACCUUGUGCUGUUAUUUACAGUCACAGGAACCUCGAAUUAAUGCAUGAGAGUGAGAGAAGAGCAUGGCACUGCCAUAAAUGCAGAUGCCUGUGCAGGAAAAUCUGCUGCAGGCCAUGCUGAAAUGCAGAGCGAUCUAUAAUAUGCCAUUAGAUUUGUGAAGAAUGGGAAACUGCAUUAAAUCAGAUCAAUUCAAUUGCAUAAUAGAGUCGAGCAGACCUUGAGUGACAUGAGAGUUCGUUAUGCAUUUUAUGGUCCUCAGUUGUGUAAUCACAGACUGGUGGAUGAUAAGCUAUAUCCUGAAGCCAUCACCCCCGAAACAAUGCUCUCCACUGCUGUAAUUGUAAAGUAUUUUUCCCAAGCCACCAAGAGUGAUGACGGGGGAGACCGUUGGUCCGCCUUACCAGCACUCCACCCAAUCCUCUGUCCACCUUUAUCAGAACAAAGCCACAGUUUGUGAGCACAGAUCACCUGAAGUUUCAGACAGGCAAAAUGACCUCAGCCGAGUCCAAGUCGGAGCUCUUUACAGUAGCCACUGGCGAUGGAAGGGAUGCCCAUCAGAAUCAGCCUAAGUUGUCCUUCUAUGAGCACUACAUUCAGCCGUGCCUGGCAGAGGUCCUCGGCUCCAUUCUCUUCAUGUUUGUGGGCUGUGUGUCAGUCAUGGGCAACGUGGGCAUCAGUGGGAGCAUCCAGCCUGCCCUGGCACAUGGACUAGCACUGGCUAUAGCAAUCGCCAUUUUUGGAGAUAUCAGUGGUGGCCACUUUAAUCCAGCUGUGUCCUUGUGCGUUUACCUUAUCGGAGGAAUGGAACUGAUGCUACUGGUGCCAUAUGUGCUCUCACAAAUGUUAGGUGGAGUGAUUGCUGCCAGCCUCGCAAAAGCUGUCACUACAAAUGAGGCAUUUGGAAAUGCAACGGGAGCAGCAUUUAAUGCCGUUCAGUCCUCUCAUGGCAUUGGCGCUGCGACGAUGGCAGAGAUGAUUAUGACGCUCUUCUUGACUAUGGUUGUCAGCAUGGGUGCCGUGAACAUAAGGACCCGAAGUCAUCUAGCUCCUUUCUGCAUUGGACUCACUGUGACUGCAAAUAUUUUGGCCGGAGGUGGAAUAUCAGGAGCAUGUAUGAAUCCAGCACGGGCCUUUGGGCCAGCAAUAGUGUCCGGUCACUGGACGCACCACUGGAUAUAUUGGGUGGGACCUUUGGCUGGCGCUCUGGUCACAGUCAGCCUUGUGAGGCUGGUAGUGGGAGACAAGAAGAUUCGUGUUAUUUUCAAAUGAUGGAGAGGGAACCUCAGAGGAUCUCAUGGUGCACGCUUUUUAAAUUCAAGAUAACUUGUAAAGCAUUGUAUGAUAUAGU
Molecule: messenger RNA, 1459 nt
Organism: Carassius carassius (crucian carp)
Lineage: Eukaryota; Metazoa; Chordata; Actinopteri; Cypriniformes; Cyprinidae
Product: aquaporin-8-like
Exons: 5
Coding region: 601-1380 (259 amino acids)
Biological process (GO): transmembrane transport; water transport
Cellular component (GO): plasma membrane
Molecular function (GO): water channel activity
Source: RefSeq, a predicted model, not a curated record